AUGAAAUGAGCAUGCGCAGAUCUACCAGGGGAUUCCCCCGGAAGUAAAUUCGAAUGUGUCCAAGUCAAACAGUUUUAGGUUGUCUUCUCAUACUCUUUGUUUAUCAAUCUUGCAGCAUGUCGGAUGAACAGAAUGAAUCUCAGAUGAGUGCAUCUCCACAUCCAGGCUCAUCACAGGAUGCCAUGGAAACUGAUGCUGUAGAAAUUGGGGAAGAGGUUAAGGCUGAGAGUUCUGAAGAAGAGCAAAGUGAACAAGACAAUACGAUGACUGAAGAUGAGAAACGAAAAAGAGCUGACCGACAGAAAAUGGUGAAACGACUUGAACAAGAGAAGGAGGACAAAGAAAGGGAGAAAAAAACACAUGCUUACAAAAGUGAGUCGUCCAGUUCUGAAGAAGAUGAAGAGACAAUUCGUAAAAAGGGUGAAGAGGCCAUGAGAAGAUAUCAGCAAUAUUUGGAGAACACAACUAAAAAACCUGAUUUAAGAGUUUUUGAAUUCCCUAAAACAAUGGAAGAAUUCAAAUAUGCAUUUAAUGAAGAUGGAGAACUAAGGCACACGGAAACUGGUGAGAGAUUUGAAUUUAAUGAAUUUAAAAAUGACCAUCGACAAAAUCAGAAAAGGUAUGAAGCACUUGGGGAGUUGAUAACAGAAUAUGUCUAUGAACUGCUGGAAAAAGAAAAUUUAAAAAAAGUGACUAUCCCAUUAGAACCAUCUGAUGAGGAAAUUACCAGUUUCUUUUACAUGUCCGAGGAUGCAAUGUCCAAUCCUGAUAAACUGAUGGUAAUAAUUCAUGGUACUGGUGUUGUCAGAGCGGGACAGUGGUCACGAAAAUUAAUUAUCAAUAAUAAUUUAGACAGUGGGACACAGAUCCCAUACAUCAGAAAAGCGGUCAAGGUGAAUAAUUAUUGCUAUUUUUACCAAACACUUCAGCGUGGUAUUAAGAGAACAUUAAAGCAUGAAGAAACAUCAUGGAAAAGUAUAGAUUUAGUGUUCACAUACUUGGCAGAAAGAAUAAAAAAAGAAACUCCGAAGGGCAUUAAAGAAGGAGGAGGAGAUCAGAUGGAAGAAGAUGUGAAAAAAGUAGAAAAAUCGAAAGAAGAGUUGUGA
Molecule: messenger RNA, 1106 nt
Organism: Saccoglossus kowalevskii
Lineage: Eukaryota; Metazoa; Hemichordata; Enteropneusta; Harrimaniidae
Product: cotranscriptional regulator ARB2A-like
Biological process (GO): regulatory ncRNA-mediated heterochromatin formation
Cellular component (GO): nucleus
Molecular function (GO): siRNA binding
Source: RefSeq, a predicted model, not a curated record